AUGAAGCGACGCUUCCGAGAUCCUGUUGAACGACAGGAGGCUGUUCAAAUAGCCAGAGAGUUCCUCCUCCAAGACGACCGUCAGUCUUCAAGUAUCAGAGGAUUUGGCAGGGGGUAUCUAUACCAUUACGUCCGCAUCCGUGCCGGCGUCCUUGUCGGCCAGAAUACCUUGUAUCGCGAGUACCAGACGAACCCAGAAUGGAAGAAACGCGCCGAACAGAGGCGUCUUGCCGAUUGGAAGCACCGGAAGAAUUUCCAGGUCCCUGGGCCUAACUUCAUGUGGUCUCUUGAUGGGUACGAGAAGCUCAAGAACUUCGGCUUCUCCAUCUACGCCUGUAUCGACACGUACUCGAGAGCCAUCAUCUGGAUAUAUGUCGGCAGGGGGAAUAUGACUGCGCUCAGUUCACUCAAACAGUUUUUACGGACUGUGUCGUACUCAGGGGUCCGCCCCCUUUUCACCCGCUCGGAUCAUGGUAUCGAGACUCCUCUUUGGGCCGGAGCCCAGGCGAUUCUCGCCGACCUUGAUCAGACAGAGUUUCGGUAUACCACCGAGGAUAACGACCAACGAGUCCACAGGCAGGGAGCGAGACUGAGCUCCUGUCACAUCUGGGGCCCAAGCACAUCGAACCAACGGAUCGAGUCUUGGUGGGAAAAGCUACUCAAAGGUGUCAGUCAGCGCUGGAUCGCGUUCUCGCACGAGCUGAUUGAUAGCGGCCUCUUCCAAACAAAUCGUCUUGCUCACCAGAUCGCGGUAUAUGCUCUCUAUGGACCCAUGAUCCAUCAAGAGGUCGCAGACUUCACGGAGAUGUGGAACGGCCUUCGUAUCCGGCCACAGAGGAAUAGGGAGCAUCUUGUCGCCGGGAUCCCGAUGGAUCUGUACAACACGAGCCAGGUGGAGAACUGGGCAGUCCGUCUAGGGCCCGCGGCUCGAGAUGGGCUUGCCCAGAUGAUGGCCGCUGUCGAUUCUAUCGAUAUAGACGAUCUCCUUGACCCAAUAACCACGGAUUGGUGUGACCAACAGCUCCGGGAUCUUCAGUUUGAUGCUCAACUGGAUGGGGAGCUUGAUCAUAAUCGACCACACCUCGCGGUAUACCUACGGCUUAGAGACAAGAUUCAGGCCCAUCUCGGCUCUGGGGAAAGUCCAGCGCUAAGCACGCCAGAGAGUCCAGUUGGAGGGCAAGAGAGAUUCCUCUCGAGGGAGGUAGAACUGGGCUCAGAGAGGGGCUCAAGGAGGGCGAGUUGA
Molecule: messenger RNA, 1242 nt
Organism: Verticillium dahliae VdLs.17
Lineage: Eukaryota; Fungi; Ascomycota; Sordariomycetes; Glomerellales; Plectosphaerellaceae
Exons: 2
Coding region: 1-1242 (413 amino acids)
Source: RefSeq, a predicted model, not a curated record